GAGAGAGAGAGAGAGAGAGAGAGAGAGAGAGAGAGAGAGAGAGAGAGGAGAGAGAGGAAUGAGAGAGAGAGAGAGAGAGAGAGAGAGAGAGAGAGAGAGAGAGAGAGAGAGAGAGAGAGAGAGAGAAUUCCCUAA
Penaeus indicus is the source of this 135-nucleotide messenger RNA. RefSeq lists its product as uncharacterized. The annotation marks the transcript as partial. The transcript has 3 exons. The record is from RefSeq and is a predicted model, not a curated record. Lineage: Eukaryota; Metazoa; Arthropoda; Malacostraca; Decapoda; Penaeidae.